AUGUCGAGAGAGCUGCUUGUUCGCUACCAGCGCUCUUCGCUCUGUUGUCUCCUCCUUCUCAGCUCUCUGAUAGACGCUGAAAAUCAUGCGGAUCCAAGCGAAGGAGUACGGGAAGGGACAGGAGCAGGGACAGGAGCAGGGUUUCGGGAUGUUUUUAUCGAGCUGGCCAACACCUCGUUUCCUCUGGACGUAGACGCACUUCAGGUUCCGGGAUUCGAGGUGGUGGUGAGAAGAGAAGAGCGGCAUUGGACCAGGUCGCCUCCUCGUCCUCUGCUCCAUGCAGACUGCGAGGGUCUUGAAUCCAUUCAGCGUCCUACUGUGCUCAACACGCACAGGGUGCUGUACACGGGAGGACACAUGGCGAGCCUGCCGUACCUGCUGCGCGAACACUGCAAGGUUGGGCCGCCGAAGAUGGUGGACGAGGUUGCCUUCGUCGUGAGGAAGUCGAGGGUGUGGGUUUCCCGGCAUGGCGCAAUGAUAUACAGGGAUGGCAGGGGGACAGACAAGGGGCGAGGUCACAAGCGAUGGCGAGUCUUGAUGCAGCACCCCGAGUAUCACAACCUGAACACGAGAGAACUUGAAGAUACUCGCUGCUUCGAGUAUGCAGAUGUUUUGGUCAAUCUAGGUCAAGUCCACUCGCACAACUUCUAUCACUUCAUUGCUGAGGUGCUCCCUCGGUUGCUGCUGGUCCCUCCACCCGUCCUUUCGCGCGAUGGAACACGGGUGCUGCUUCCUCCUUUCAGCAGGGAUCGCAAGAACUUCGUGGAAUCGUUUGUGGAGCUGCUGGACAUCAGGAAGGAUAAGCUAGCGUCCUCGCACUACCUUGGUUGCCUGCACUUUGCAAGGGAGGUCGUCUGCCUUGCUGCCUCCUCCUUGUCUCCUCCUUCCUCCCGUGCUCUGCUCACUGUCUUCUCCAGAUGGCACUCGCAGACCCCCAGGAACGCGCUCCUGACUGUUCAUUUUACAGUCGUCGAGCGGACAGCAUGCAGCUCGAGCGACAGCUCCUCCGACAGCCAGCUUGUCCUCCUCUCUCGGCGGGAAGAGGAGGAGGAUCGGGGGGGAGCGAAGAGUGACGUGCAGAACUGGGAUGACGUGGAGAGGUGGAUGGCAAAGAGGAUGGAUCAGGGACGAAGGAUUUCCAUCGCUACCAUCUUCCCGGGGCGAGAGAGUCUGGAGAGACAGGUCUGCUCCUUCUCCUCCGUCCAUGCUGUCAUCGGCUCUCAUGGCAGUAACCUCGCCAACAUGUUGUGGAUGCCAAGGGGCUCGUUGGUGUUUGAGAUUCACAAGUAG
This is a messenger RNA of Guillardia theta CCMP2712, 1290 nucleotides long. RefSeq lists its product as hypothetical. Lineage: Eukaryota; Cryptophyceae; Pyrenomonadales; Geminigeraceae. The transcript is spliced from 3 exons. Gene Ontology annotation, molecular function: glycosyltransferase activity. Bases 1 to 1290 code for a protein of 429 amino acids. The record is from RefSeq and is a predicted model, not a curated record.